GUAGUAGGUUAAUUGAAGACUCUAAAUUUCCCGUAGGUGUGAAUGUGAGUGUGGAUGCUUGUUUGUUUGUAUGUGCCCUGCGAUUGGCUGGCAACAAGUUCAGGGUGUACCCCGCAUCCUGCCCGAUGAUAGCUCCAGCACGCCCGCGACCCGAGUGAGGAGAAGCGGCUCAGAAAAUGGAUGGAUGGGUGGAUACUACUGCACAAGUGCUGCUCUCUUAUUUUGUAGAACACACUUUUAUUUUUUAAGACCUUACUUCGAAAAAGUUGACGUAUUUCCGGUUACUGACGCGCCAAAAUCGAAAACAAAAAUGGCCGUCGUUUGUUGACAUUUUGUUGACGUUCCUGUUUUCUCCUCAAAACUGUCAGAACGGCUCAAAUAAAAUCGCAUUAUUUGACACUCGGGCAGUUCUUAACAGCAAUUUUCAACAAUCAGACUGUCAAGUGGACCGAAUUUACUGGUCAAACGCUGAGAAGAAUUGUCGCUUGUCACCACCCAGAGUUCCUUCUGCCGGUGCGGCUGCAGCGUACACAGAAGUGGACAAAUAAAUACCCAAGCGAGGAUGAAAAAGUGGAGCGAGCGUCUGAAGAAGGUGGAGCAGCUGGCCGAGGCCUUCCAUCACAGUCCCGUGAUCCCUCGCUACAGGCCUCGACUUUGGCCGUGCCAGCCUUCCUCCGUCUGGAAGCUCUUCCAUCGCCAAAGUAUGGCGAUCGGCUUUGCUCAGAGCUGCAAGGAGCCUGUGCAUGUGUUUGCGCUGGAAAAAGAGAAGGCUCCCCGGGGUCAAAGGAUAUUCCUGGUGACCAGUUACGGUGAACUGUGGCACUACUACAGGACCUACACGCAGUCCUUGAUGCACUGCUACGAGGUGAUACCAGAGGGCGCUGUUUGCAAGCUGUACUUUGACUUGGAGUUCCACAAGCCCUCAAACAGAGAGGCCGAUGGGAAAAAGAUGGUGUCCAUGUUGAUCCAGUAUGUUUGUCAAAAGCUGAAGGACGUUUAUGGGGUUGAAUGCUCCGCAACAAACAUCCUCAGUCUGGACUCCAGCACAGAAGACAAAUUCAGUCGUCAUCUCAUCUUCAACCUCCAAAAUGCGUCUUUCAAAGACAACAUUCACGUCGGGGCCUUUAUUCAUGCCAUUCUUCAACCUGUCCUGGAUGGACACAAUGAAGGGGGAAGUACACAGACCAAAAGACAGAAACAUGAAGAGACUGACCUCAGUUUCCUUCACGUGAAAAACAAGGAUGGCAACCGUGCUCUUUUUGUUGAUCUCGGAGUCUACACCAAGAACAGAAAUUUCCGUCUUUACAAGUCAUCCAAGGUCGGGAAGAGUGCUGCCUUCUCCUUAGCGGACGACAACAAGUUCAUCUCCAAACCCAACGAGAGCGUUUCUGCAGAGGAAAGUGUGUUCUUAGCGUCUUUAGUGUGCAACGUGAGCUUCACAGGCCAGAGAAUUCUGAUGUGGGAAGUCACGGACGCUGAGGCUUUUAGGACCACCAGGGGUCAGAGCCAGCAGGGCUUAUCAUCUGAUCCAGGCUCGCGCUCGGGCUGCCUGACGUCUCCUCACCGAGAAGUGGAUGACUUCGUGUUAACGGUGGUGAGGAGGGACGCCAUUCAAGGAAGCAUUAGGCGGUGGAACUACUUUGCCGCCGAGCAGCUGCUGGUCUAUGACAUCGCCAAGUACCGCUGGUGUGACAACGUGGGCCGCUUUCACAAAAGCAACAACAUCAUGAUUGUGGUGGAUCUCAAAGAGGAAGUGUGGUACCAGAAGUGUCAUGAUCCUGAGUGCAGGAACUUCAGAUCCUCAAGUUACCCACUGCCACAGGAGAUCUGCAUCAGCUACAUUAUGAUGCUGGACGAGGCGGACCAGGCAUACAUGAUGGAUGAGGCAGGCAACAUUGAACCCAGACAGGCACCAAAGCCGGCGCCUGGGGAUCAGGAAUUUGGCGACGCGUGGGGAAGAGGCACCGAGGACGACCGGGAAUUCUCGGACUGCCUCGACGACUUUGAGCUGAACACCGAGGAAAUCUCGGAUGAGCUGCUGCUCGGCUCCGUGGAAGAUUUCCAUUGGCAGUAAAUGGUGAUGCCAAGAGUCCAAGAGAAGUUACCGAUGCACUUUAUUGAACUGUUAAGUCUCAAUUGUACUCACAACUUAAGCACAAAACAGCAAAAAAAAAAUAUUUUAUACAUUAUUAUACAAACACAAUGUGGUUUGAACAGGUAGGGUCUCAAUUCCAAACAUCAUGAUUCACCGUUAAGCCGAGUGAUGUGACAAAGGCAGAAUUAAAAGCACAGCUAUUACGUGCUUCCAUUUGAA
This is a messenger RNA of Phyllopteryx taeniolatus (common seadragon), 2314 nucleotides long. RefSeq names its product primase and polymerase (DNA-directed) (gene primpol). The record is from RefSeq and is a predicted model, not a curated record. The transcript is spliced from 13 exons. Lineage: Eukaryota; Metazoa; Chordata; Actinopteri; Syngnathiformes; Syngnathidae. Gene Ontology annotation, biological process: mitochondrial DNA replication; replication fork processing; error-prone translesion synthesis. Gene Ontology annotation, molecular function: chromatin binding; DNA-directed DNA polymerase activity. Bases 563 to 2074 code for a protein of 503 amino acids. Gene Ontology annotation, cellular component: mitochondrial matrix; nucleus.